Trichomonas vaginalis G3 is the source of this 228-nucleotide messenger RNA. RefSeq lists its product as uncharacterized. The record is from RefSeq and is a predicted model, not a curated record. NCBI's taxonomy places the organism in Eukaryota, Parabasalia, Trichomonadida, Trichomonadidae. The transcript has a single exon. Bases 1 to 228 code for a protein of 75 amino acids.
AUGUUCUUACUUCUCCUCGCUUGUGUGUUAAUGUUCCGUUACUACCCACGUAGAUCACACAACGGAUUUGGCUUUAUGGAUGACAACCAGCUCACAUGCGUUAAAUCCUGCAUGGAAGGAACCCGUGGAAGAUUGACCGUCGAAAAAAGACUUCGCUGCGGUAAUAUGUGCAAGAAUCGGUUAGGCUUGCCAAGCGAAAAUGACAACGAUGAUACAAACACGAUUUAA